CAAUCAUAUUUUUCUUGGGGCGGUGUGUUUGAAGUGUACACUAUAGCAGCUCGUAACUACCGUGUCUAGGCAAAGUUUAUAACUGAAACAAAAUGCUGGGAGGCAAAAUAAUAAAUGUGUCAGUGCGCGACGUGAGAUUCCCGACGUCACUAGAACAACAUGGAUCGGACGCAAUGCACACCGAUCCAGAUUACUCUGUCGCAUAUGUUGUUCUUGAGACGGACACGGAAGCUGCACUGAAGGGUUAUGGGUUGACUUUUACUGUGGGAAGAGGGACGGAAAUCGUCGUAUGCGCAGUUAAAGCCUUAUCUACUUUGGUGGUCGGAAAGACUUUGGAGGAGAUAACCGGUGACUUCAGAGGCUUCUACAGACUCCUGAGCAGUGAUGGUCAAAUGAGAUGGAUUGGACCAGAAAAAGGAGUAAUUCAACUGGCGACGGCGGCCAUUCUGAAUGCUGUCUGGGAUUUAUGGGCACGAGUGGAGGGAAAGCCCUUGUGGAAGCUGCUUGUUGACAUGGAUCCUGCGAAGUUGAUCAGCUGUAUUGAUUUCAGAUAUAUCACUGAUGCUCUGACGGAGCAGGAGGCUUUAGAUAUUUUGGUAAAAUCCAAAACGGGGCAGAAAACUAGAGAGGAGCAGAUGUUAAGGGAAGGCUAUCCUGCCUACACCACUUCCUGUGCCUGGCUGGGCUACACUGAUCAGCAACUUACCCAGCUCUGCUCUGAUGCUCUUGCCCAAGGAUGGACUAAAUUUAAAGUGAAGGUCGGGGCUAAUUUGCAGGAUGACAUUCAUAGAUGCAGCCUCAUCCGAAAGUUGAUUGGACCAGACAAAACCCUGAUGAUUGAUGCCAAUCAACGGUGGGAUGUUAAUGAAGCGGUUACUUGGGUAACCAAGCUGGCAGAGUUUCACCCUCUAUGGAUUGAGGAGCCCACAUCUCCUGAUGAUAUUCUAGGUCAUGCAUCCAUCUCUAAGGCACUUGCGCCCUUUGGUAUUGGAGUGGCCACUGGAGAACAGUGCCAUAACAGAGUGAUGUUCAAGCAGUUUCUUCAGGCCUCGGCUCUACAGUUUGUUCAGAUUGACAGCUGUAGGGUUGGCAGUGUGAAUGAAAAUCUUGCCAUCAUACUCAUGGCUGCUAAGUUUAAUGUUCCCGUGUGUCCUCAUGCUGGCGGUGUGGGACUGUGUGAGCUUGUUCAGCACCUCAUUCUGUUUGACUACAUUUCAGUGUCUGCUAGUUUAAGUAAUAGGAUGUGUGAGUAUGUGGAUCAUCUGCAUGAACACUUCAAAAGCCCCACCAACAUCAGAAAUGCCCACUACAUUCCACCAAUGGACCCUGGAUUCUCUUGUGAAAUGCUGGAAGAAUCAGUGAAAAAGCAUCAGUACCCCGAGGGAGAGGUUUGGAGAGCCAUUGAGAAGCAAUAAACAUGAACACAUACAUGCUACUGACUGCUGGGGAAAUGAUAAAAUGAAUACAUUCACAAUCAAACUUGAAACCCUGCCAAAUUGUCUUGAUUGGCAAACUAUGAAUGGGGAAUGAAUGUAUUCUUAAAAGUGAAAAUGAAAAUAUGAAAAAUCGGGUAGAUUUAGCAAUAUAGCGGGUGUAUGAUGUAUAUUACGAUGUUAUGAUGAACUACAUUGUAAAGAGUGAUACCACUGUGCAGCGUCUACCUCAGUAAGUUGACCGAGUGGAUCUCCGAGUUGAUGCGAGUGAGUGGGGGUGUGGCUAAUUAGCAUAUUCAUGGACCCACACAUACUAAAUGAAGCAAGGGUGUAGAGUUACAUUCAAGCUAUUUUAAGACAUGAAGAAUUUUUUUCACAGGAAAAAACAGUUAAAUAUGUCAUUUUGGUGAUCAAAGAUUAGUUUUAGGGGAUAAAAUUAUUGAUUACAGGGGGGGUCUUUAAUUAUUUUACUGUUAUCUAUCCUAUUUUAAUGUUUUUAAAGGUUAUAUGCUUAUGUUGCACUCUGAAAUGUUGAAAUGUACUGUGCAGCAAUAGAAAAAAUGGAACCAGUAUGCUGAAACCAUUGUUUACUAGCCUAGACUUGGGAAUUGACUAACAAUGGGGUACUUGGUAGAGUGGUGAGUGUAACCAAUCAAAUGAAAGAAAACUUGUAAGGGGCCAUUCACACAGAACGGGUUCUUACAGUUAAAAAUGCGUUGAAAAGUUGAACUUAUUGUAACUUGAGUGCCACAUACACGAGACUCUGCAAAAGACACAACGAUUAAAGAUGUCCGUCUACAUAGAAAACAAUGGAAAAGUUUCAAAGUGGAAUGGAAAAACGCAUUCUAUGUGAACCGGCCCUAACAUUGCUAUUUUAUGCAUUUCUUAACAUAUGUUUGUAGUUUUUUGUCAUAGAGUCGCUCUGCUUUUUCUGAAGCGACUCCCUGCCAGCCACUAAUAAACAUUCAUGCAAAGAGAAA
Molecule: messenger RNA, 2413 nt
Organism: Ctenopharyngodon idella (grass carp)
Lineage: Eukaryota; Metazoa; Chordata; Actinopteri; Cypriniformes; Xenocyprididae
Gene: enosf1
Product: enolase superfamily member 1
Exons: 15
Coding region: 93-1415 (440 amino acids)
Biological process (GO): carbohydrate catabolic process; amino acid catabolic process
Molecular function (GO): magnesium ion binding; L-fuconate dehydratase activity
Source: RefSeq, a predicted model, not a curated record